AUGGCGAUCGCGUUCCGACUGCACUCUUCAAUCCACAUUCUCCUCGUCCUGGUAUCAUCAGCCGUACUCGUUAUAAGCAGCGUCGACGCGCAGCAAGGAUGCGGAGGGAGCUGCAGCAGCCACGAUGACUGCAGCGGGCGACUGGCGUGCAUGAGCGGCAAGUGCGGGGAUGACCCCGCCGUGGGAACAAAGAUCUGCAAGCCACAAGGGGGGGGAACCUGCAAGCCGUCGGGAAGCUUCCGAGCGCCUGCGUCCGUCCCCUGUAACUCGGAUAACAUGUCCGACUGCUGCAAGCCACUUUCCAAGUACUACAAGUACACGUGCUCGCCACCUGUCAGCCAUGCCACGUCAGCAAUCCUCACUCUCAACGGAUUUGGUGAUGGCCAGGAUGGAGGAGGCGAGUCAUCCUGUGACGGACGAUUCCACAGCAACACCGAGAGGGUCGUCGCUCUCUCCACCGGCUGGUUCGCCAAUCGGAGGCGCUGUGGCCGUCAGAUCCGGAUCUCCGCAUCCAACGGCCGCAGCGUGCUCGCGACCGUGGUGGACGAGUGUGACUCGCGGGCGGGGUGCGACCGCAUGCACGCGGGGCAGCCUCCCUGCAUCAUCAACGAUGUUGAUGCGUCUGCUGCUGUGUGGCAAGCUCUUGGAAUAGGCGAAUCGGAUAGCAGAUAUGGGUACAUGAAGGUCACAUGGCAGGAUGUGUGA
Molecule: messenger RNA, 705 nt
Organism: Closterium sp. Naga37s-1
Lineage: Eukaryota; Viridiplantae; Streptophyta; Zygnematophyceae; Desmidiales; Closteriaceae
Source: the annotation of a GenBank genome assembly